This is a messenger RNA of Symphalangus syndactylus (siamang), 3400 nucleotides long. It is a transcript of the gene RAB29, whose product is annotated as RAB29, member RAS oncogene family. Gene Ontology annotation, biological process: phagosome-lysosome fusion; endosome to lysosome transport. The record is from RefSeq and is a predicted model, not a curated record. Gene Ontology annotation, molecular function: GTPase activity; GTP binding. Lineage: Eukaryota; Metazoa; Chordata; Mammalia; Primates; Hylobatidae. Gene Ontology annotation, cellular component: Golgi apparatus; trans-Golgi network; lysosome.
AGUGCUCCAGGCAACCCUGCACGUGACGCUUGCAGAGGAAGGGGAGAGAGGCGCGGGACGGCGUCUAGGGAAUCGAGGUGCCGGCUGCUCCUUCCUCACAAUUUGGUUUGUGCUGCAAGGGGAGGGUCCUCAUCAUCUGGCCCCAGUGGUGUAAUGAGCUGACUGGGAUUCGGUCACUGACUUGGAGCCGCUCCGGGGAAGUCCCGGUGGGUGAGGUUUCGCGGCGCCUGGUCCCGUUUCUCGGCAGUCAGGCCAGGAGGGGGUGGGGAAGGUGCGAACAGCCGGGGGCUCGGAGCUCGCGCCCCACCCAGGUUGCGGCCGCCCGGGGAGGAAGCGCGUAUAGGUUGAGUGCAAAGUUUCCUUUUUUGCUUUCUCGUCAGAGCAGCUCAGACAGGCGGUGGGUGGGAAUGCCUCACUUCAGUUUGAAGAGGGUCCGGAGCCAAAGGGGUUAAAACAAGCGACCCCCCCCCCCCACCCACUUCCCGCCUCCCUAAAACGCACAACCCGCUAGCCAUGGGCAGCCGCGACCACCUGUUCAAAGUGCUGGUGGUGGGGGACGCCGCAGUGGGCAAGACGUCGCUGGUGCAGCGAUAUUCCCAGGACAGCUUCAGCAAACACUACAAGUCCACGGUGGGAGGGCAGGAGCGCUUCACCUCUAUGACACGACUGUAUUAUCGGGAUGCCUCUGCCUGUGUUAUUAUGUUUGACGUUACCAAUGCCACUACCUUCAGCAACAGCCAGAGGUGGAAACAGGACCUAGACAGCAAGCUCACACUACCCAAUGGAGAGCCGGUGCCCUGCCUGCUCUUGGCCAACAAGUGUGAUCUGUCCCCUUGGGCAGUGAGCCGGGACCAGAUUGACCGGUUCAGUAAAGAGAACGGUUUCACAGGUUGGACAGAAACAUCAGUCAAGGAGAACAAAAAUAUUAAUGAGGCUAUGAGAAUCCUCAUUGAAAAGAUGAUGAGAAAUUCCACAGAAGAUAUCAUGUCUUUGUCCACCCAAGGGGACUACAUCAAUCUACAAACCAAGUCCUCCAGCUGGUCCUGCUGCUAAUAGUGUUUGGCUUAUUUUCCAUCCUAGUUCUGUGAGGUCUUUUAAGUCUCUUCCCUUUGGUUGCCCACCUGACAAUUUUAUUAAGUACAUUUGAAUUGUCUCCUGACUACUGUCCAGUAAGGAGGCCCAUUGUCACUUGGAAAAGACACCUGGAACCCAUGUGCAUUUCUGCAUCUCCUGGAUUAGCCUUUGACAUGUUGCUGGCUCACGUUAGUGCCAGUUAGUGCAUUCGGUGUAAGAUCAUCUCAUCAGCCCUCGACUUGUGAUCCGGAAUUUUGUGAGAAGGAUUAGAAAUCGGCACCUGCGUUUGAGAGACCAUAAUUCUCACCUACUUCUGAGCUUAUUUUUCCAUUUGAUAUUCACUGAUAUCAUGACUUCCAAUUGAGAGGAAAAUUAGAUCAAAUGUCAUUUCCCAAAUUUCUUGUAUGCCAUUGUUUCAGAUUCUUUCUGUCUUGGAAUGUAAACAUCUGAUUCUGGAAUGCAGAAGGAGGGAGUCUGGGCAUCUGUGGAUUUUUGGCUACUAGAAGUGACCCAGAAGUCACUAUAUUUUUGAAACUUCUAAAGUCAUAAUUAAGUUUCUCUUGUCUUGGCAUCAAGAAUAGUCAAGUUUUUUGGCCGGGCAUGGUGGCUCAUGCCUGUAAUCCCAGCACUUGGGGAGGCCAAGGCGGGCAGAUCACAUGAGGCCAGGAAUUCGAGACCAAUCUGGCCAGCAUGGCAAAACCCCAUCUCUACUAAAAGUACAAAAAUUAGCCAGGUGUGAUGGCACGUGUCUGUAAUCCCAGCUACUCUGGAGACUGAGGUGGGAGAAUCGCUUGAGACUGGGAGGCAGAGGUUGCAGUGAACCGAGAUCAUGCCACUGCACUUCAGCCUGGGUGACAGAGCAAGACUCCGUCUCAAAAAAAAAGAAAAAAGAAUAGUCAUUUUUAAACUACCUAUCUCAUGCAAUGAAAGCAUUUUCUUCCACAAAGAGCUUAAUCCUCAUGAAAGGAUUGCCUAGUGUCUCCUAUUUGCAGGUUUCUGGGUUGAUGUCUUAAUGCAUAAUACUGCAAGUGACAUCAGUUGGCUGUGAUGCUUCGAAAUAGGUCUGCUCCUCACAGCUUUGGGAAUCUGAAUGGAAGAAGAAAAGAGAGAAGUUAACAACCUCCACUGGGGCAACUUUGUGAGCAUGUAGGCACUUAGUCAUAGGAAACAUAUUACGUGCAGGCCCUAGCCUGGGGGAGGAAAGUAGAUAGACAAAAAAUCAUUAGGUAAUUUAAGUACUAUAUUGGGCAGGGCUUUUUAGUAUCAAAUCACCACUAGACCAUUUAAUUUGUUAAAUUAUCUCUAGGAUAGUGAUUUAUAACCUACCCAAAGUUAUAGAUAUUCUUACGAAACUCAGAGGCCUGAAGUUCUUUGAUAGACCUUAAAUAAGUGUCCUAAGUCAGUGGUUCCCAAAUCUGGCUGGUCAGGAAUACCUGGGAAGUUUGUUAAAAUUUUUUUUAAAAUGUUUUAAGAUUUUUGGGUCCUGAGCCGGGCGCAGUGGCUCGCACCUGUAAUCCCAGCACUUUGGGAGGCUGAGGCAGGUGGAUUGCCUGAGGUCAGGAGUUCAAGAUCAACCUGACCAAAAUACUGAAACCCCGUCUCUACUAAAAAUACAAAAAAUUAGCUGGGCGUGAUGGCGGGCACCUGUAAUCCCAGCUACUUGGGAGGCUGAGGCAGGAGAAUCGCUUGAACCCAGGAGUUAGAGGUUGCAGUGAGCUGAGAUGGCACCAUUGCACUCCAGCCUGGGCAACAAGAGUGAAACUCCUUCUCAAAAGAAAAGAAAAAAAGAUUUUUGGGUUCUGACCUCAAACCUACUGAAUCAGAAUUUCUAGGGAUGUAGCCUAGGAAUGUGUUGUUGUUUUCAAAGCUUCCCUGGUGAUUGUGAUCAGCCUGGUUUGGAAACCAUUGCUGGAGAACUUUGUAAAGAUACAGAGACCCAGACCUCUUGUAUUUACAUUUAAAUACAAAUACAAAUCCUGGGUGUCUAUACGCUCUGUUAGCUUUUCAGGUGAUUCUGCUACAUAGACGUUGAAAACCACUGCCCUAAGAGAUCAGAGGCCACAUAUCAGAGAGAGAAAAGGGGCCAAACCUUCGGUGGUUUGUUGUGUGUGUUUUUUAAUGCCAAUUAUUUUAACUUGCACAGUCUUCUGAAACCUUGUAUUAAUAGUUCUCUUUUGUAUUACCAUUUUCAGGUAGGGUUUUGAUCACUAUGAUUCUGAAGAUAAUAGUGGAAUAGCGAAUUUCAUUGAUAUGAAGAGAUAAUUGAUUUUCAUUCAUUGGUUUGAACACCUGCAAAAUCACAAAUAAAUGAGAACUAAGUCUUGUA